AUAUUUAGCACCACUCAUUUUUCACUUCUCUCUCUCUCUCUCUCUCUCUCUCUCAAAUCAUCCACAAUGUAUAAUCUCAGAGAAAGAACUAAACUCUUGCUUACUUUCUUGCCCAUCUCAGCCAUUGCCUUAGUUUUGCUGCUCUACUCAACAACCCCUUUGAAAAAGAGCCCCAAGAAUGGCACCACAGAUAUGGUGGAUAUCCCCCACCUACACAUCCACAACCACAAACACAUCCAAGUAGCCCAUUUCACAUGCCAAGGAACACUAUACCCAGAGCUAUGUGUCUCAACACUCUCUUCCUUCCCUGAUCUCGCUACCAAGUCACUCCCACAGAUCAUCUCAGUCACUGUAAACCACACACUUUCCAAAGUCAGAGUCUCCUCCUCAAACUGUACCAGCAUCCGCAAGAAGCUCAAGAAUCUUGACCCUCUUCAAAAGAGAGCCUUGGACGAUUGCCUUGAGCUCUUUGAUGACACAAUGGCUCAGCUUAAAACCACUAUCUCUGACCUCUCUUCUAAGAAAUUAGACUCCAAGCAUCACAAUGACUUACAAACCUUGUUAAGUGCCGCAAUGACUAACCAGUACACGUGUCUUGACGGGUUUACUCGUAGCAAAGCAGACGUGAGAGAGGAAAUCAAGAACAACUUGUAUAAUAUCUCUCAGCUUAUGAGUAACUCUCUGGCCAUUCUCAAGAAAAUCCCGGGGUUUAACACAAGUAAGUCCCAGGAGUUCCAUGAGUUUGGAAAUAUGAAAAAUGGAUUCCCAUCGUGGGUUUCCCGGAAAGAUCGAAAAUUGUUACAAACAACAGUGAAUACGAUCAAAUAUGACUUACGGGUGGCUAAGGAUGGCACUGGGAACUUCACCACCAUUGGCGAGGCAGUGGCUGCAGCUCCAAACUCAAGCACAACCAGGUUUGUGAUAUACAUAAAGGCCGGGGCAUAUUUUGAGAAUGUGGAGGUAGAGAGGAAGAAGCCCAAUUUGAUGUUCAUAGGUGACGGGAUUGGAAAGACUAUUGUGAAAGCGAGUAGGAAUGUGAUAGACGGGUGGACUACAUUCAGGUCAGCAACCGUAGCCGUGGUGGGGGAUGGAUUCAUAGCCAAGGGUAUAACCAUUGAGAACUCAGCAGGGCCAAGUAAACACCAAGCAGUGGCAUUAAGGAGCGGUUCAGAUUUCUCAGCAUUCUACAAAUGCAGCUUUGUUGGCUACCAAGACACCCUUUAUGUCCAUUCCCUUCGACAAUUUUAUCGCGAAUGUGACAUAUAUGGGACAGUUGACUUCAUCUUUGGUAACGCAGCUGUGGUUCUCCAAAAUUGCAAUAUAUAUGCCCGUAAACCAGGUGAGAAGCAAAAAAACAUUUUCACUGCACAAGGUAGAGAGGACCCUAACCAAAACACAGGGAUAUCUAUCUUAAAUUGCAAAGUUACAGCUGCUGCGGAUUUAAUCCCAGUAAAAUCAUCCUUUAAGACCUAUCUAGGGCGUCCAUGGAAGGAGUAUUCAAGGACUGUUUUUCUCAGAUCUUACAUUGAUGAUUUGGUAGACCCAGCUGGAUGGUUGGAAUGGAAUGGCACAUUUGCAUUGAGUACCUUGUAUUAUGGUGAGUAUAAGAACCAAGGGCCAGGGUCUAACACAAGUGCUAGAGUGACUUGGCCCGGUUAUAGAGUCAUCAAGAACUCAACAGUUGCAAGCCAGUUUACUGUAGGGGCAUUUAUACAAGGAACUGACUGGCUAAAUUCUUCUAGCAUUCCAUACUUUGUCAGCUUGAGUUGAGGACUGAGGAUGGUUAUAAAGUAAUUAAUGCCUUUUCCUCUGUUUAAAUGUUGACGUUUAAGAAGCUCUAUGAUCGAAUAACAAGCAUUCAUAUGGCUCUGUCUAAA
Quercus robur (English oak) is the source of this 1877-nucleotide messenger RNA. RefSeq names its product pectinesterase. Gene Ontology annotation, biological process: cell wall modification. The transcript has 3 exons. Bases 67 to 1770 code for a protein of 567 amino acids. Lineage: Eukaryota; Viridiplantae; Streptophyta; Magnoliopsida; Fagales; Fagaceae. Gene Ontology annotation, molecular function: pectinesterase activity; pectinesterase inhibitor activity. The record is from RefSeq and is a predicted model, not a curated record.